Messenger RNA from Rattus rattus (black rat), 3274 nucleotides. It is a transcript of the gene Ncaph2, whose product is annotated as non-SMC condensin II complex subunit H2. The record is from RefSeq and is a predicted model, not a curated record. Gene Ontology annotation, cellular component: nucleus; condensin complex. Gene Ontology annotation, molecular function: chromatin binding. NCBI's taxonomy places the organism in Eukaryota, Metazoa, Chordata, Mammalia, Rodentia, Muridae. Gene Ontology annotation, biological process: meiotic chromosome condensation; mitotic sister chromatid separation. The transcript is spliced from 20 exons. Bases 96 to 1913 code for a protein of 605 amino acids.
CCUGGGUACGUACUUCCUGGGCGGGAACACCAAAAUGGCGCCAGAACCAGUAGCAGGUUGAACCAAGUUUCCGGGCCUCUAGUCCCUUUCUGGACAUGGAGGAUGUGGAGGUGCGCUUUGCUCACCUCUUGCAGCCCAUCCGAGAUCUCACUAAGAACUGGGAGGUGGACGUGGCGGCUCAGCUGGGCGAGUAUCUGGAGGAGCUGGACCAGAUCUGCAUUUCUUUUGAUGAAGGCAAGACCACAAUGAACUUCAUUGAGGCAGCACUGUUGAUCCAGGGCUCAGCCUGUGUCUACAGUAAAAAGGUGGAAUACCUCUACUCGCUGGUCUACCAGGCUCUCGACUUUAUCUCUGGCAAGAGGCGAGCCAAGCAGCUCUCUUUAGUGCAGGAAGAUGGGAGCAACCGGGCUGUCAACUCAGGGACUCCCUGUGAAACAGAGGAUGAGUUCCUGUCACUGGAUGACUUCCCCGACUCCCGGGCUAACGUGGAUCUGAAAAAUGACCAGGCAUCCAGUGAACUGCUUAUCAUUCCCCUUCUGCCCAUGGCCCUGGUGGCCCCUGAUGAAGUGGAAAAGAACAGCAACCCCUUGUAUAGCUGUCAGGGUGAGGUCUUGGCCAGCCGGAAGGAUUUCAGGAUGAACACAUGUACCCCCGACCCCAGAGGUUCCUUUAUGUUGGAUCCAGUGGGAAUGCGUCCUGUGGAGCCUGUAGACAUGCACCCCAUGCCAAGGAACCAGAAAGAUGCUGAGGAGGCUGAGGAGCAGCCGAUGGCAGUGUCGAGGAACGGGAGUCCUGUGUCUGUGCGCAGCAUCUCCCAAGAGCCAGAUGGCCCAGCGCUCAGCAGUGGAGAUGAGGACGCAGAGGAUGUAGCAGAGCUCCCGGAGGUUGCUCUAGAGCCUGCAGAGCCCAGGACCUCACAGCAGACUGCCAUCUUGCCAAGGAGAUACAUGCUUCGGGAACGGCAAGGGGCCCCGGAACCUGCCUCCCAGCCUCAGGAGACCCCAGACCCCUGGCAAAGCCUGGACCCUUUUGACUCCUUGGACUCUAAGCUCUUCCAGAAAGGUAAACCCUAUUCUGUGCCACCCGGUGUGGAGGAGGCUCCAGGACAGAAGCGCAAAAGGAAGGGUGCCACCAAGUUGCAGGACUUCCACCAGUGGUACCUGGAUGCCUAUGCUGAACACCCUGACGGCAGGAGGGCUCGGCGGAAGGGCCCAAGCUUUGCAGACAUGGAAGUCCUGUAUUGGAAACACGUAAAAGAACAGCUCGAGACCCUUCAGAAGCUGCGGAGACGUAAGAUGACCGAGAGAUGGCUACCUGGGGCCAAGCAGGACCUGUGGCCUGCAGAGGAGGAACGCUUGGAAGAGCCCCUAGAAGACCUAGGGGUAGCAGCAGAUGACUUUCUAGAGGCUGAAGAGUACGUAGAAGAGUCUGAGGGGGUGAUGCCUAGGGAAGCUGCUGGCCUAGAUGCAGAGGCCAUACCAGAGGCCCUGAAAUACGAGGAGCUGGUCCGAAGGAAUGUGGAACUCUUCAUUGCCACCUCCCAGAAGUUUAUUCAGGAGACGGAGCUGAGCCAGCGCAUCAGGGACUGGGAAGAUACCAUCCAGCCCCUGCUCCAGGAGCAGGAGCAGCAUGUGCCCUUUGAUAUCCACACCUACGGGGACCAGUUGGUUUCACGGUUCCCCCAGCUCAAUGAAUGGUGCCCCUUUGCAGAGCUUGUGGCUGGGCAGCCUGCUUUUGAGGUGUGCCGCUCCAUGCUGGCUUCCUUGCAACUGGCCAAUGACUACACGGUGGAGAUCACCCAGCAGCCAGGCCUGGAGGCAGCUGUAGACACGAUGUCUCUGAGACUGCUCACACAUCAGCGAGCCCACAUGCGCUUCCAGACCUAUGCUGCCCCAUCUAUGGCCCAGCCUUGAGUGGACAGUAUUUAAGCAGGGGUGGAAGGUAGUAUAUACCUGGAAGUCUUUGCCCGUAAUGUGCUAUGGGGCCAUUCACUCCAGUGCUGCCUCCUGGCUGGCCUAGCCUAAUAAAGCGUUGCUACCCCACCUGUUCACUCAACAAACCAUUUAAAUGGGCUGCUGGUACAGAGCAUACACACAGAUUAAGUACAUCCAUUUAAUGACAGGGCCUAGGCAGUACACAGUUCAGGGCAGUAUGCUGUGGAAGGCAGCUAUGUGCCGGCGUACACUCUCUACGAUCUGCUCUGCUGACCUGCUACGACCAUAGUAAUCCGUGAAGAGACCAUCUGGGUUGAGCAAGUAGAUGGCAAUGGAAUGGUCCACAAUAUAGUCCUGGUCCUCGUCCUUGGGACCAGCGCUGUAGUAUACACGGUAGUUGCGACUAGCAUGGGCCACUUGUUCUGUAGAACCAGUCAGACCCAGCAGCCUUGGGUGGAAUUCUUGCACAUAUCGGGCCAUGGCUGCCACGUCAUCUCGUUCUGGGUCCACAGUGACGAAGACAGGCUGCACCAGGGGCAGCUCAGGCUCUGCCUCGAGCUUCUGCACUACCUGCACCAGCUUUUCCAGCUCAUCGGGGCAAAUAUCAGGGCAGUGAGUAAAACCAAAGUACAUCAGCACCCACUGGCCUCGGAAGUCGGCUUUGCAUCGAGGCUGGCCUUUGUGGUCCAGUAGGCUGAAGUCACCCUGGCCCACAGCAGCCUGGCGCAGGGCCUCUGUCCGCUGUUGUUGGCGCCACUGUUCCUUCUCAGCUCGAGCGGUCAGCCAGGCCCAGCCUAGCCCAGCCCCAAACAGGGCAGUGAUCAACAGUCUAGUCCUUAGCCCAGGGCCUUGGCGUUGGCCUUGGCCUUGCCCCGACCAAUGCCGGGAAUUUAUGUGCAGAGUUUCACCCCUUGAGAUCCUGAGAAGGGGUUUGAACUGAGAGAGCUUGGGCCAAGUUUUGGGCCCUAGAGCCAGUAGCAUCAUGGACCUGAAGCUCCUGAAAAAAGAACAGAGGUGGCAGAAGUCAGAAAAGAACGGACAAGGUGCCUAGGCCUCCACUGCUGGAGAAACAUCUCCACAUUCAACCAGGUUAGAGAGCUCCCUGCACUGGCUCGCCUGAACUCAGAACUGCCCUGCCUUCAGCUGCACUUCAGGCAGCACCAAGUAUCCAUAGCUGGUUUGCUCUAACUUAGUUCUUUAACCAGGGACUCUCAGCCUCAUUACCCCACCCUAUGGAGAACCCACACCACAACUGCCAGACUUCCCUGUGGGUGCCUGGAAGCACGGAGAGUAUGAGUGCAUGUCUCUAUUUACAAUAAAUUGAUUUUUUUAAAAAGGGA